This is a messenger RNA of Sorghum bicolor (sorghum), 2414 nucleotides long. RefSeq names its product NAD-dependent malic enzyme 62 kDa isoform, mitochondrial. The transcript is spliced from 19 exons. Gene Ontology annotation, cellular component: mitochondrion. Gene Ontology annotation, biological process: malate metabolic process; pyruvate metabolic process. The record is from RefSeq and is a predicted model, not a curated record. Gene Ontology annotation, molecular function: NAD binding; malate dehydrogenase (decarboxylating) (NAD+) activity. Lineage: Eukaryota; Viridiplantae; Streptophyta; Magnoliopsida; Poales; Poaceae. Bases 148 to 2016 code for a protein of 622 amino acids.
CGGCGCUGGAGAAUAAUUCGGGCAAAAGGCAAAAGCAUCGUCGGCACUACAGGGAAGGGAGGAACGUCUCCCCUCUCCCUCCCAUACGCUGAUACCCACUGACGCCACCACCCGAAGCCUCCCCGAGGAUCAGGAGACGGCGCGGGGAUGGCGUCCAUCUCGCGGAAUCUCCGGCGAUCCCUCGCCCCGGACCGCCUGCGCCGCCUGCUCCUCCUCUCCCAGCACCCGCGGGAGUACGUGACGGCGGAGUGCCACCGCCCCGUCGUCCUCCACAAGCGCGGCCCCGACAUCCUCCACGACCCCUGGUUCAACCGGGGCACGGCGUUCUCGAUGACCGAGAGGGACCGCCUCGGCCUCCGCGGCCUGCUCCCGCCCAACGUCGUCUCCUCGCAGCAGCAGAUCGACAGAUUCAUGCUUGAUCUGAAGCGGCUUCAGAGAUACGCUAAAGAUGGACCAUCUGAUACUUAUCCAUUGGCAAAAUGGCGCAUCCUUAACAGAUUGCAUGACAGAAAUGAAACAAUGUACUACAAGGUACUAAUAGAUAACAUUGAGGAGUAUGCGCCUAUCGUUUACACACCAACCGUCGGGCUUGUUUGCCAAAACUACAGUGGUUUGUUUCGACGGCCUAGGGGAAUGUACUUUAGUGCAGAAGAUCGUGGGGAGAUGAUGUCCAUGGUGUACAAUUGGCCAGCUGAUCAGGUUGACAUGAUAGUGGUGACUGAUGGAAGCAGGAUAUUGGGCCUUGGUGAUCUCGGGGUGCAUGGUAUUGGCAUUGCUAUUGGAAAAUUGGAUUUAUAUGUUGCUGCUGCUGGAAUAAAUCCUCAAAGGGUUCUUCCUGUUAUGAUUGAUGUCGGAACGAACAAUGAGAAGCUCCUUAAGGAUCCUCUUUAUCUUGGGCUACAAGAGCACCGUCUUGAGGGAGAUGAAUAUGUCUCAGUUAUUGAUGAAUUCAUGGAAGCUGUUUUUACUCGCUGGCCUAAUGUUAUUGUACAGUUUGAAGAUUUCCAAAGUAAAUGGGCCUUUAGGUUGUUGCAGCGUUACAGAAAGACUUAUCGCAUGUUUAAUGAUGAUGUUCAGGGAACUGCUGGUGUCGCAAUAGCAGGCCUUUUAGGAGCUGUACGGGCACAAGGGAGGCCAAUGAUAGAUUUCCCAAAGCAAAGGAUUGUUGUUGCUGGCGCAGGCAGUGCUGGUAUUGGAGUGGUGAAUGCUGCAAGCAGAACCAUGGCAAGAAUGUUGGGAAACAACGAGGUUGCUUUUGAGAGUGCGAGGAGUCAAUUCUGGAUAGUUGAUGCCCUUGGCCUAAUAACAGAAGACCGAGAAGAUAUCGAUCCAGAUGCACGGCCUUUUGCUAGGAGAAAAAGUGAGCUUGGUCACCAGGGCCUAAGUGAGGGGGCAAGCUUAGUUGAAGUGGUUAAAAAGGUGAAGCCUGAUGUCAUACUUGGAUUAUCUGCUGUUGGUGGUUUGUUCUCAGAGGAGGUUCUAGAGGCACUAAAAGAUUCAUCCUCUUCGAGGCCAGCAAUUUUUGCAAUGUCCAAUCCAACUAAGAACGCUGAGUGUACACCUGGGGAAGCAUUUUCAAUUUUAGGUGAAAAGGUCAUCUUUGCUAGUGGGAGCCCAUUCCAUGAUGUGGAUCUUGGUGAUGGGAAGAUUGGCCACUCCAAUCAAGGGAACAAUAUGUACCUCUUUCCUGGAAUAGGGCUUGGAACCCUUCUGUCUGGUGCUCGUGUUAUCUCUGAUGGAAUGCUGCAGGCUGCAGCAGAACGUUUGGCUUCAUACAUGAAAGAGGAGGAGGUCCUCGAAGGGAUAAUUUAUCCUCCAAUCUCCAGAAUACGUGACAUCACUAAGGAGGUGGCAGCAGCAGUUGUGAGGGAGGCAGUAGCAGAGGAUCUAGCUGAGGGAUACCGUGACAUGGAUGCACAUGAGCUUGCACGACUCAGUGAGGAAGAGACUAUUGAAUAUGUCAAGACGAACAUGUGGAGUCCUGUCUAUCCAACAAUAAUAUACAAGAAGGACUAGAUAGCUCUAUUUGCUAUUUUGCAUAUUUUCAGUGAUCAUGUAUGAUAUACUUUAGGUUGCGUUCUGGAAGGUACUCCAGAAGUGUAGGUACGUUAGUUAUAAGCAAGCAGCUUUCAUUGUUCGUUGACCUCACUUUUAAUUGAAUUUAGGACACGAGGCCCUUUUGGGCCAAUAAUAUAGGCCACAGUUCCUGACGUACUCCAUCGUGCUGAACAUUUCCCAUCUCAAUAUCAGCCGUACCACUGCUGGAACUCCACUCCGAUCUUUCUCAGAUGUUAAAAUCCUGUGUGUAACUUUGAACACAGACCAAUACAAACCCAUAAAUUUGCCAGAGGAUAUCUGUUCUGGCUACUUGCUUGCCAAAAUCGUUUGAUGGUUAUAUAUUUCCUUACAAUUUA